AUGCCACCUAAAAGAAAAACACGAGGUGCCGCAGCAAAGCAAAAGGAAGAAACCGAAGAGAGAGAUGUUGUAGAGGAAACAAACACAGAAGUAGAACAACCCAAGGAAAAACGACGUCGGACAUCGGUUACAUCCGAUCCUUCUCGCGACACAGAUCCAGUCGAGAAAUCCACAACAGACGACCCACAAGACAAUACAGAUAAAGCAUCACCCGCAUCAACUCAAGAAAGUGAAGCGAAAGCAAGCAGUACGCUAGAAGCACGAAUGGCAAAACUGAAAGAACUCAAACGACGAAGGGCAACGGAAGUAGAGCAAGGCAAUCGUCGUGAUCGCAAUCUCGAAUUCCAGCGUAGCAAGGAAAAUCCCCGUGCCGAGGCACGUAACGAACGAAAGAAGCAAGAAGCAUUGAAGCUGUUGGAAAAACAGCAAGCACAAGAUCAAGGCGAGGAUUACGAACGAAAACAAUUCUGGAAAUACUCAGCCGAAUCUGUGGAUGCUUGGGAGAAACGCAUGGCAAAGAAAGCUCAGCGAGCGAAUCAAGGCUUCACCGAUCACGUUCAAGCCGCUCACAAAAAAUAUCUCAAACUGAUUUCAGAAUUAAAGCCGGAUAUGACCGCCUAUGCCGAGAAGAAAAUGGAGAGUAUUGAACGAGCCAUUCAAAACGGCGAAGAUCCUUCCGAUAUCAUGGCCAUUGUAAACAGUCUCGAUUACGCAUCCAUGGAUGACAGACCUUCCCAGGAAGCCAUUGACCGACUAGCAGCCGAAACCAAGAAACAGAUUCAACGACGAGAAACCCGAUCGCGUGAUCGUAAAGAAGCCACAGAUGACAUCUCAUGGAUCAACGAGAAGAAUCGUGUCUUCAACCAGAAGAUUGCUCGAUUCUAUGAUAAAUAUACAAAGGAGAUUCGCGAGAACCUUGAGAGAGGCACUGCGUUAUAA
Messenger RNA from Radiomyces spectabilis, 939 nucleotides. RefSeq names its product SYF2 splicing factor-domain-containing protein. NCBI's taxonomy places the organism in Eukaryota, Fungi, Mucoromycota, Mucoromycetes, Mucorales, Radiomycetaceae. The transcript is spliced from 4 exons. Bases 1 to 939 code for a protein of 312 amino acids. The record is from RefSeq and is a predicted model, not a curated record. Gene Ontology annotation, cellular component: post-mRNA release spliceosomal complex; catalytic step 2 spliceosome; Prp19 complex.